AUGAUGAAUAAUCCAACAGAUGAAAUCGAAGUCUCUUCAUCAUCUAAAAACAUCAUAUCAGCUACACGUUCAUACUCAAUUCGUGUUACUCAGCAAUUAAAUUUAUUUUCUGAUAAUCCAUUUUGGUCAUCAACAUUAAGUGUUUCUGAACAAAUUCUUAGUACUCGACUUUUCCUUGUAUUAAUUUCAAUAUCUUUAUUAACUGUUAUUGGUUAUGCUAGUUUAACAAUUCGAACAUAUGAUGUAACUCUAAAUAAAUUUUCUUUAUCUGAUUUUGAACGACUUGGAGUUCUUUAUCGAAGUACAAUUAAAGCUCCAUGUACUCAAGUAUCAAUACCUUUUAAUAAAGUUUUGAAUUUAUCUUCUCAAUUUCAUCCAGUAUGUUCAAGUCCAUUUAUACGAAGAAAAUGGAUAUCUUCUUUAUUUCUUUUCAAUGCAACAUCUCAUAAUAUUUUGGAUUAUCGUACAUUUGCUUUUGCUCAAUUUCGUUCUCUUCGUUUACUUUGUCAUUUGUCACGUCGAGCUGUUAAUGAUGCAUGUCGUGCAUUUAAUACUACGCAUUUAAUUGAGCGUAAUGCUUUUUCACGAGCUCGAUUUAAUGAAAUAGCUUCUAUUCUUGUUGCUAAUCUUAAAAGAAAUGUUUUGACUAAUGAAAAACGAACUGCAAAUGUAGUAUCGAUGAUGACAGCACAGAAUCGAUUAUUAUCAGCUUUACGUACAAAUUAUUACAUUCAUUCUGUACCUGGUUCAAGAAACUAUAUAACAUAUAAUGUAGUUUAUUUAGAAAAAAAUGGAACAGAAAAAUCAUCUUGUGAUUGUAGACUAAAAGGAAAUCAAUGCACAUAUCCAGCUGGUGCUUUUUAUAAUUGGACUUUACCGGAGCUAGGAAAACCAGCUAAAAAUGAUCCACCACCUGAAUUUCAGAUUCCUGGACUGAUGGCUGGAUGUAUGCCACUUGAUUCCAUACGUCAAUCAACUCUUGAAUGUUUAUAUAAUCAAUCAUGUAUAAAUGCAAUAUCACUUCAACCAAAAAUUUCUCAACCAAAAGCUUUGAAUACAUCUUUAUCACGAUUUUCAAUAAAUUUAACAAUAGGUUCAAUGUUUGAUGAAUCUUUAUUUGUUGAAUUUUGGCAACAUCAAUCGAGUUUUGAAAAUUAUUUCGUUGCUUGUGCACCUCGAUCACUUUCGUAUAGUUAUGAAAGUCGAUUUCAUAUUGGUACAAUUAUUACUAUGAGUCUUAGUGCUUUCGGUGGUCUUGUUCUUGUUUGGCAAUUAAUUACACCAGCUCUUGUUCACAUUUGGAAACGAAUUCAAUGGAAAAAACUACAAGCUCAUAAAUUUACAACUGCACAAAAAACUGAUGUAGAGAUAGAAAUUACGAAAAUGGUGCCAAAACCAAUAGAUAAAGGUUAG
Rotaria sordida is the source of this 1413-nucleotide messenger RNA. The record is from the annotation of a GenBank genome assembly. Lineage: Eukaryota; Metazoa; Rotifera; Eurotatoria; Philodinida; Philodinidae.